CGCGAUCAACCAAACCCCAGGGAGAUGUCAAACAAAAACUAAACAAACAUUGCAACAUUGAAAUGCAUUUUGUUAGGGAUAUUUGUACAUGAAUCUAUGAGAUCGCACCGUUUCUAUAGCUCAGCAAAAUGAACGCUGUGGAAUCUAACCCGAUGCAGCAGGGUCUGGUCACUGCUUGGGAAAGUGUAAUAACGGCAUUGUUGUCUUCUAAUAUGGACAAUGCCCCGUCUGAAGAGGCGCUGUCAGAUUACUUGGACCUGCUGUGCGAGUGCGGCGGUGGUCAGUAUAUGGAGGACUGGCUCUUGGACACCCUGUACAUGAACCUGACGUCUGCCGUGGUGCCUGAGUUUUGGGCUGGACUGAAGUCCCCGGAGGGGACCGAAAUGCAGGAGAAAGAGCGGACCAGAAUCCUGUUGCAGGCCUUCCGUACCUUGUUGUCCAGGCUUGAACCAUCGUUAGGUGGGUUGGAGCGUCUGGGCAGGUGGCAGGACGAGGGCCGCGCUGGCCUGAGGGGCCCCGGGGCCCAGAGCCUGCAGGAGAGGGCCUUCACGACCAUCAGGGCCAUCCUGCUCUUCUCCACGCCUGAUGUCCUCCAGGAGCGCAUGCUCGAGUUCUACAGCCGCACCUUCGCCGUGCACAUGAGCCAGUCGGGCCAGGCCGCGCCCGGAGCGGAGGAAGAGGAGGAAGAAGAAGAAGAGGAGGAAGAGGAAGAUGAGGGGGCAGCCAUGGGCGCAGAGGGCAAGGCGAAGGGCAAAGGCAAGGGGAAGGUGUGCCCAGGCUGUGCUGUCAGCCCUCAGGACUGCUGGUGUCAAGAGGCUCUGGACCAGCUGAGGGAACUCAGUCAGAUUCUGUCACGGCUGCAGCUGCUGGAGCGGGUGAGCUCGGAGGCGGUGACCUCCAUCCUCCACAAGCUGAUCGAGCAGCGCAUGGAGCAGCGCUGCCGCGGGGAGUACGAGAUCUCCUUCCUGACCGACUUCCAGGAGUGGCUUGACCAGGUGUUGGGCUGGGUGCGGCGCGUGUUUGCCAGCGAGGCGGGUGAGGUGGGUGCAGGUGAGCAGCAGCGUGACAGUGGCAUUCUGCAGCGCUGGCGUCACCACAUGCAGCAGUUCUUCUGCCGCGUCUAUGCGGGCAUGCGAAUCGAGGAACUCUUCAGCAUCAUCAGAGAUUUCCCGGAGUCUCUGCCGGCCAUAGAGGACCUGAAGUUUUGCCUGGACAGGACCAGUCAGAGGCAGCAGCUGCUCACCUGCCUCAAGGCGGCCUUCGAGACACGCCUCCUGCACCCAGGUGUGCACACGUCGGACAUCAUCACGGUCUACAUCUCGGCCAUCAAGGCUCUGCAUCACCUGGACCCCUCCAUGGUCAUCCUGCAGGUGGCCUGCCAACCCAUACGCAAGUACCUCAGGACGCGGGAGGACACGGUGCGGCAGAUCGUGGGCAGUCUGACGGGGGACGGCGAGGGCUGCAAUGAUCUGGCCAAUGAGCUAUCGCGUGCUGACCCCGUUACUCUGGAAACGCAGGACAGCGAGGAUGAAGGCAGCGACCCAGAGGAAUGGACACCGGACCCCGUGGACGCACUUACAGAUAAGACGGGUUCCAAACACCGCUCCUCGGACAUCAUCAGUCUGUUGGUCAGUAUCUAUGGCAGCAAGCAGAUCUUCAUCGACGAGUACCGCACCGUACUGGCAGACCGACUCCUUCAACAGCUCAACUACAGCACAGCCAGGGAGAUCCGCAAUGUGGAGCUGCUGAAGCUGAGGUUCGGUGAAGCCCAUAUGCACCUGUGUGAGGUCAUGCUGAAGGACGUGGCGGACUCUCGGCGCAUCAACAGCAACAUCCGUGAGGAGGAGUCCCGUCUGCCGGAGGAAGAGCGCCCCCCGCUGGCCCUGUCGGCCAUGAUCCUGUCCUCCGAGUUCUGGCCCGCCCUCAAGGACGAACACAUGGAGCUGCCCCCCCUCAUCACGCGCGCCAUGGAGACCUACACGCACCGCUACGAGAAGCUCAAGGCCAUGAGGACACUGAACUGGAAGUCUCACCUGGGCACAGUGACCCUUGACCUGGAACUGGAGGACCGCACACUCUCCAACCUCUCUGUGUCGCCGAUACACGCUGCCAUCAUACUACACUUCCAGGACAAGAGCUCCUGGACGCUAGAAGAGUUGAGUGCGUCUCUGGCGGUGCCGCAGGAGAUGGUGCGCCGGAAGCUGUCGUUAUGGCAACAGCAGGGCGUGAUCCGAGAGGAGGCGGGGCCGGGCGGGCGCUACACGGUCCAGGAGAAGGGGGGAACGCGUGACAAGCAGGAGCGCCCAGUGCUGCUGAUGGACAGCGACGAGGAGGGGGACACCAACACCGCCACGCAGUCCGAGCAGCGCGAGGAGAAACUACGGCUGUUCUGGGCGUAUAUUCAGGCCAUGUUGACUAACCUGGAGAGCAUGUCACUGGAGCGCAUCCACACCAUGCUGCGCAUGUUCGUCUCCUCCGGGCCCGUCGUCACGGAGAUGGAGAUGGGCGAGCUGCAGGCCUUCCUGGACAAGAAGGUGCGAGAGCACCAGCUGAUCAGCUCCGCGGGCAUCUACAGGCUGCCCAAGUCACCGCACCACUGACCAGCCAUCUACAGACACGAUCACCCAAUGUCCAGCCAUCUACAGACUGCCUUUGUCACCCCACCACUGACCAAGCACACAGACAAGACCACCAGCUGAUCAGCUCCGCAGGCAUCUACAGGCUGUAAAGUCACCCCACCACUGACCAGCCAUCUACAGACCGGACACCACUGACCAGCCAACUGCAGACAAGAUCACCACUGACCAGGCAUCUACCCACAGUCACAGACCACCAGCUGAUCAGCUCCACAGGCAUCUACCAACUACCCAAGUCACCCCACCAAUGACAAGCCAUCUACAGACCGCACACUACUGACCAGACAUGUACAGACCAACAGACAUACAGAACAACACACAGACACAGGCCAUGUCACCACACCACUGAUCAGACAGACAGAUGGGGGAGACAGACAGACACUGUAGAUCACCACUGUCCAGACAGAUCCCGCACCCCCAAAUCACACACCUCAGUGUCAUACUUGGCAGUAAAUACAAACUGUUGGCCUUUUUGUUUACUUACACUUUGAUGGGACAAUAUUUACACGGAAAGAAAACUAUUUCGGUCGCCGAUGCUCAGAAAUAUGUCAACAUGUGGAAUGUAUGUUUAUGAAAAUAUGUAUGAAAUAAAAGUGUACAUUGACCCAAGUGGUCAUUUAGUACA
This is a messenger RNA of Engraulis encrasicolus (European anchovy), 3261 nucleotides long. RefSeq names its product anaphase promoting complex subunit 2 (gene anapc2). Gene Ontology annotation, biological process: ubiquitin-dependent protein catabolic process; metaphase/anaphase transition of mitotic cell cycle; protein K11-linked ubiquitination. The transcript is spliced from 14 exons. Gene Ontology annotation, cellular component: anaphase-promoting complex. The record is from RefSeq and is a predicted model, not a curated record. Lineage: Eukaryota; Metazoa; Chordata; Actinopteri; Clupeiformes; Engraulidae. Gene Ontology annotation, molecular function: ubiquitin protein ligase binding. The coding region runs from base 129 to 2600 and encodes 823 amino acids.